Messenger RNA from Hypoxylon trugodes, 4490 nucleotides. Its product is annotated as kinesin-domain-containing protein. Lineage: Eukaryota; Fungi; Ascomycota; Sordariomycetes; Xylariales; Hypoxylaceae. Gene Ontology annotation, biological process: microtubule-based movement. The record is from RefSeq and is a predicted model, not a curated record. Gene Ontology annotation, molecular function: microtubule binding; microtubule motor activity; ATP binding. The transcript has 4 exons. The coding region runs from base 688 to 3822 and encodes 1044 amino acids.
UUUUUAUGAUGUACGGCGUAGUAAAUUUGGUAGUGUUUACCAUAGCGCCCACACCGACGAUUUUAAUUGGUCUAAACACACUGAAACAGGAAUUCUGGGGUACUUAAGCCUGCUGGGCUAUUAGCGACCAAUCAUUAGCGAAGAACCCUCUGUUGAUGCCCCACUAACACCACUAACAGCUAGCUGAGGCUGCCACACUAGCAAAGUGGUAGGUGCCGGUUGCCGUGUCAACUUUCCAGUACCAAAAAAAAUCAACACACCUUAUUUUUCUUUCGGUCAAUAAUAGAUAGAAGCUACCGACCCGCCGUGCAUAACCUUAAGGUAGUAGCUCCCCUUAUGACGACUGAUUUUUAUUUUAUUUUCUUACGUCGUACGCCGUACUUGAUCUGAUUUCCUCCACUACAAGUACAUACACGACUAAACUACGCCAUAUCAAAAUAAGGACGCCAUUCAUUACACAAGAAUCCAACCACGUUCGUUAUUGACGAACACUAGCAAUAGAAACAUCAUUGCUGCUGGCGUAAUUUGGAGUUUGAAAAUUACUACCAGUGUUUCAUUCUUUCGCCGUUCCCAUCACAGCUAUUCUUAAUAUUUUGUGAUUGUUUAUGUCGGCGAUCAUAGAUUAAUCUUGAGACGUCGUAGAGGGAGUAUUGUCGAGAAGGAACACAACAUACAGAAGCAUCCAGGAUGGCUUCUUUCAAAGACCCUGGUGCAUCUUCCAUCACGGUCGCAGUCCGAGUUCGACCUUUCACAAUCCGGGAAGCUGCACAAUUGCAACGAAAUGACGAUGGCACGGUAUUCCUAGGAGAUGGCUCUCUAGCCGCAGCUCCUACACCGAAACUGAAGCAGAGUGGAAUCCGAUCCGUUAUUAAAGUGGUCGAUGACCGAUGCUUAGUAUUCGAUCCUCCGGAAGAUAACCCUGUCCAAAGAUUUUCACGAUCCGUAGUACCUAAUGGCAAGAAAGUCAAGGACCAAGUCUUCGCCUUCGACCGAAUAUUCGACGAAAACACCUCCCAAACAGAAGUCUACGAAGCAACAACAAAGACAUUGUUGGAUAGUGUACUCGAUGGAUAUAAUGCGACCGUAUUCGCAUACGGCGCUACAGGUUGCGGAAAGACGCAUACCAUUACCGGAACGUCGCAGAUGCCCGGCAUUAUUUUUCUGACGAUGCAAGAACUCUUCGAGAAAAUUGCCGAGCGUAGUGAUGAGAAACACACCGAGAUCUCUUUAUCGUAUUUGGAGAUCUAUAACGAGACCAUCAGAGAUUUGUUGGUCCCAGGAGGCAGCAAGCAGGGAUUGAUGCUCCGUGAGGAUUCCAACCAAGCUGUCACGGUGUCUGGACUCACUAGUCACCACCCUAAGGAUGUUCAGGAGGUUAUGGACAUGAUUGUUCAAGGGAAUGAAUAUCGAACGGUUUCGCCAACAGAAGCGAAUGCCACUUCUUCUCGAUCACACGCCGUCCUUCAGAUUAAUGUCGCUCAAAAAGACCGCAACGCAGCUGUCAACGAGCCUCACACCAUGGCCACUCUCAGUAUUAUCGAUCUUGCAGGUAGCGAACGAGCUAGUGCUACCAAGAACCGAGGCGAACGACUAAUGGAGGGUGCCAACAUUAAUAAGUCAUUGCUUGCAUUGGGUAGCUGUAUCAAUGCGCUGUGCGACCCUCGAAAACGAAACCAUGUGCCAUACCGAAACAGCAAGUUGACACGACUGUUGAAGUUUUCCCUUGGUGGUAACUGCAAAACGGUGAUGAUCGUCUGUGUUAGUCCUUCAAGUGCGCACUUUGAUGAAACCCAGAAUACUCUUCGAUAUGCCAACCGAGCCAAGAACAUCCAAACCAAGGUUACUCGAAACGUCUUCAAUGUCAACCGACACGUCAAGGAUUUCUUGGUCAAGAUCGACGAGCAAAUGGCGUUAAUCAACGAAUUGAAGGCGCAACAGAAAGAUGCAGAGAAGAUUUUCUUUGCCAAGUUCCAGAAGCAACUAGAAAAGAAGAGUUGGUCCGUCAAGGAAGGAGUUCAGAGAAUUCAGACAGCGUACGAAAACUCGAUGCCAGAGCGGCAAGAGAAGGUGAAUUUAAUGAAGAAGCAACGUGGUAUCGAGCGUCGUAUCGGUUUAUUGUCAUCUUGGAUCGCAGCAUUCGAUGCGGUUUGUGAUGCAAGAGAAGACGAAGACUCGAUGCCGCCGAACCUAACAACGAUGCGCAAGACGGCUUUAGGUAUUCAGCUAGAACUCGAGGAUAGCCGACAACACAUCCACCAAAGGUUGAGUAAGAUGAAUUGGGAACGCGCUAUUGACGGAGCUCUCCAACAUAGUAUCAACCAGUUACCUGCAGGAGAAGGUCAUACGGUGGAUAAUGGUGAAGUCGAAAGCUUAACUCGAGAAGCGGAAUUGUGGAAGGCCAACUUCGCCAGGGAAGCUGAUCGCGAAGUCCUCGAACAAGAUAAGGCGGGCGAUGCAGGAAUCAUGCAAGUCCUUCUAACUGCGCAAUUCGAAAUCCUUGCUUCGCUUUCGGAGACGAUUAAUAUGAGCGAGGAAGAAGCCGUCGCCCACGCCAAGAGUCUCAUCCACCGUCUACUAGAGACCGGUUUCACGGCUACCGCUCAGGUAGUCAAGCCCGAUGGUGCCAAGAUGCCCGUUGAAGCAUUCCCACCUACGAAACGUGGUACUCCGAAGCGAAAGAAGACGGCUAGCCUAGGAAAGGAUGCUCUGAAGCCAAUUCCUAAUCCGCAGCUAGCAGCAGUUGUAGCAGCUCAACCAACUCAGAUGUCCGGUUCCCCAGUUAGAGGCUCACCCCGACGUCGUAAAGUACUCAAUGCGCGCAAGGGUGUAUCAUUCACCCCAGUCAAGAAGAAGUCUCCUUCGAAGCGUGUAGUACGAUGGCGUGAUGAUGAUGGCGAGUCAGGUACUCUGGCUGAUUUCGAGAAGACUCCUAAGAAGUUUGAAUCUUCACCUACUCGUAAUUCGCCCGAGAAACCAAUGCCAGAUGUUUCUUCGAUCCCGUUCAACUUGAACAAGGAUAGUUCUUCGGAUGAGUCAAGUCCUUCUCUAACUAUCCCCGAAACGUCAAGCAUACCUGCUGCGAAGCCUAACAGAUUCCAAGCUGGAUUCUUGUCCAAGGCUCGCCCGUCGGAUGUAGGCGGUGGUUCACCCACUCCUCCGACAAUCUCUCUUAACCUUGCGUCUUCGUCUGAUGGUGAAGAAAAGGAUAAACCUAGUCCUUUGCGAAGUCUUGAUGUGUCUAGAGCUGGUAACAUCAGCUCUCCCAAGACUCGUCUUUCAUCUCUCAGUCCGUCAUCAAUUCCGAUGCCUCGUGUUGUCUCGUCUUCGGAUGAGAACCAACCACCAUCAUCUGAUUCAGAAACGUCUGCUAUCAUUGACACGUCCAAGCUUCGGUCAGCUAUCCAUGCAAGCAAGCGACCUAAGCGUCUAUCUACCCUAGCAGGAAGCGUUACCGGACCCGUUGCGACCUCUAGAAGGGUGUCGUCAAUUGGAGCUCUCGGCGGUACGCACAAGGCUAGCAACAGUUACUCGGGUCCACUCUCUUCGAGCACCAAUGGUAUUUCACGACUCCGACGUGGCAGUGCUGAGAGACGUAGAAGCCCUCCCAUCAGCUGCUCACCUCCGGAAAUGCGUGAAUCUAAGGCCUUCACCCCGGGACAGGCUCGACGAAUGAACCUUAGCAGCAGCGUUCGAGGUCCGGGAGCUAUGACUAGCCCAAGCGAGAGGCGAGAUAACAACCGUGGACGUCGUAUUACUAUUGGUAGUGCGGGUAUGGCGGGUGCUGGUGCUCGAAAGGAAAGAGGUAGCUUGGCUUGGCGUUAAGUUGAGCCGAAUUGAAAGUCGAGAAAUUGGUGAUGAUUGUCAAUAGGAUGCCUGAUGAAAACCCGAUGAAUAGGGUGAAGAUGAGUAAUGAUCAAGGGAUUUCGCAGGAGUUUAUAGAUGGCAUUGCAAAUUGCUGAAGUUCUUGUUUUCUUGUCUUUCCGGCAGGUCUUCUGACACAGAGAAGCAGACAGGCGUUUAGGUCUUCGUUUUCUCAUACCAUCAUCAUUAUCAAACCCAUCUAGUCGGUCGGUUAGGAAGGAAGUUUUCGGAGUUGUUGUACUUUUUUUGAUUCUGAUGUAUUCAAUAUUUCUUCUUCUGUAUCCAUUAGGAGAUUAGGGUCUUCGUACCUUGGGCUAUGAGGUUAUUCAAUAAGUAAUGCAUGAUAAUUUGUUCAUACGAUGAUGUAGAUGAUUGCGAUGCUGGUGAUACAUUCUUUGCGACAGGUGCGCGACACGGCGUCGCAUAUUCACUCGCGACGAAAAAUAAAUGAAGAAUCUCGGCGUUCAUUAUUUACAAGUUUAAGAUUGAGAAAUCAAAACAAUGCUGCGUGCAGAAAUCCAGAUUAUUCCGUUUGUUGCGUCGAUUUGAUGGAUUGAUUAUUCUACUUUGUUACUCGGUUUUUGGUUGGCCGCCGUAGACCCCUCUAGAAAAAGAACGAUAAUGACGUC